AUGUCCAACGAAGAUAGAAUCAGUGUCAACGACACAAAAAAAUGUUCUCCAAACAACGAGGACUACGAAACAGGCCACUUUAGCACCCUGGCCCACGUCCAUACAGCCUCAACCCGCUACCCUGCCUUCGGAGGUGACCUACAGCCAGGUCUAUACCGCGUUCCCAAAGAACGCAAGCUCGCCAACCCGGCACCACUAGGCCUAUGUGCAUUUGCUCUCACUACCUUUGUACUGGGAUGUCUCAACAUGGAUGUCAGGGGCAUCACAGAGCCUAAUAUCGUUGUUGGGCCUGCAUUGGCUUAUGGUGGCUUGGUGCAACUAUUAGCUGGCAUGUGGGAAAUGGCUAUUGGUAACACCUUCGGUGCCACGGUGCUCUCAUCAUACGGUGGUUUCUGGAUCUCGUUGGCUAUUACUUUUAUCCCUGGUGGAUUUAAUAUUAUCGGGGCUCUCGAAAAGGCAGAUAAUGGGUCCCAUACUAUGUUUUACAACUCAUUUGCGCUAUAUCUCUUCGGCUGGUUUAUCUUCACAACGCUGGUCACGAUGCUCACUCUCAAAUCCCCCGUGGCGUUCUUCUCCCUCUUUUUCUUCGUCGACAUCGCCCUUCUCUUGCUCGCCCUCGGGUAUCUUUUUAAUGUGGAUGGAGUGCCGAAUGAAAAAUUGAUAAAGGCUGGUGGAUUCUUUGCUUUACUUGGUGCUUUCUUGGCUUGGUAUAAUGCCUUUGCUGGUAUUGCUGAUAGUAGUAAUAGUUUCUUUUUGCUCCCUGUUAUUCAUUUCCCGUGGUCUGAGAAGGGGCGGUCCGCUAGACAGAAUGCUGCUGGACAGAGUGCGGUUUGA
Molecule: messenger RNA, 834 nt
Organism: Penicillium vulpinum
Lineage: Eukaryota; Fungi; Ascomycota; Eurotiomycetes; Eurotiales; Aspergillaceae
Product: acetate uptake transporter family protein
Exons: 3
Coding region: 1-834 (277 amino acids)
Cellular component (GO): plasma membrane
Molecular function (GO): acetate transmembrane transporter activity
Source: RefSeq, a predicted model, not a curated record